UCUCGCAGUGUUUUUGAAAGAGUCAACACAGCGGAGAUUGAAAUUUUGGCGUUUUUCGUUCUUAUUAGCUCAGGUGAUGGAUAAUCCAGGUCGCAGUUUGUAUUUUGGAGGCAGCAUACAUGUCGAUGGGAUUAGAGCUCCAGACCAGGAUGAGGAGGAAGAGGAUGAAGAGGAAAAUCGAAAGCGAGAAGCGGAGAUCCAGGGGAUGUUGGCAAAUGCCUUUGAUGACUUAGAGGAGGAUGAGUCUUUUGCCCAACAGUCUGGCUAUAAUUCCUUUGCCUUCGGAAAGGAAAGAAGGGAUUCUGCCUAUUAUGAAGAUGGCCGAGGAGGAAAGGAGCACAGUGAGGCCUCGUACAGGAAUUAUGAUAUUGGAGACAGACACGGGGAUAAUGUAUUUGAUAGGCUCGGAAGUGAGUCACAGGACAAGAGGGUUGAUUUUGAACGUAGAGGAAGUUACAGUGAGAGCUAUAACGUGCAGGAACACCAAGGCCAUGGGAUCCUCAAUGGAGACCAUGCUUCUCAUGCCAACAGUUCAGGAAGUGUCACGCCAUGGAGUGAUGAUAGCCAUGAUGAGGAAAGCUCUGAGAGGUUUACCCUUUGGCUUAUCAUGAAACUGCUCAUGACCCUUACCACAUCACUGCUCAUGAUGAACACUGGUCUAGAUGUGGAUCACAGUGACUAUAGACCGGAUGCACGCAAGGAGUACGGGGAGAGCUCGCUAGUAUAUGCUGACCAAGUGAAUGAUUAUCAGGCUGACAAGUAUAGAUCACUUGUUAACAGAGAAGCACAGGAGAAAGUUACUGAGGCAGAGUUUCGUGCUGCUGACACUCCACAAGAUCAGAUGAAGCUGUUGUAUGAAGCUCGGGGAAGGGAACUGGACAGGCUGUCAUCAGAGCUGUCGACACUGAAGUUUGAGAGUAGCCGUGACAUUCGUGUGCUGCAGCACCAAAUUAAUCUAGUCACAUCAGACAGUGAAAGCAAAACAGCCAACAUAAAUCAGUUACAGACUUUGCUGUCAGAGAAAGAAGAGAGGAUAAAGAGCUUGGCAGUGGAUCUGAAGGAACUCCAGAUUAAAUUAAAUACAAGGAAAAAUGAAAAUAAAAAGUUACAUUUUGAGUUAGAGACAGCACAGUCAACCAUAUCGAGCCUGGAAUGUCAAAUAUCAGAACUCAAAGCUGCUGACACACUUACAAGGAACCAGAAAUUACAUGAAGAUUUUGUGACAAAGUUGAAACAAGGUAAUGAGGAAGAGAGGGAGAUGCUGUUAAGUAAACUACAGGUUACACAAAAUCAAGCUGAGCAGCAUGAAAAGGAGGUGACUCGACUCAGAGAUGAACUAAGGAGUCUAAGAGCAACUUAUGAUGAAUCUCUGGUUCAAAAGACUGAAACUGUGACAAAAUUAACAGUGACCAAUGAAACUUUGCGCAAGCAGUAUGAGGACCUCAUGAAGUCCCAUGAUGGCCAGCAGAUAAUAGAACUGCAGAUCAAGGUCAGAAGUCUGGAAGCCACCAAGGACAAACUAGAGAAUCAAGUUUGUUCCUUAGAAUCUGAACUAACAAAGGCAAAAGAGGAGAUUGAUGGAUUUGACACAGCAAUGAAGCUAGGCAUUCUGAGUGAAGUAAUUCCUGGUGAAGACUCUAUGGUUCAGCUUGGAAUAAAAAGGGCACUGAACUAUGAUGACACUAUACCAGGAGAACGACAGGCAGUUGGGGAAAAGUACACCGAAGCUCAGGAGAAAAUAAAGUUAAAAGAAGAAUUAAAAAGAAGUUUGAUGAGCAACAAAGCAAAGAGAGAUGAGAUUAGCCAAAUGCAAGAGGAAGCUAGUGGGAAACAACUGAAGAUUAAAAAGCUAGAGAGUGAACUGAAGUCAGCUCAAACAGAGAUCAAAGAGCUGAAAAGCAAUCUUCUAAAGACGGAGUUAGCACAAAGAAAAAACCAACAAAAGGAAAAACAGGGAACCAAAAAUGAGGAUGGAGAGCCGACCGCUCUUUAUGCCGAAAAUGUUGGUCUGAGAGAGGAAUUGAUUCUCUUGCAUGGGUCUUUAAGAGGCUUAGAAGAAUCAUUUGCAGCAGUCAAAGAUGUUGUUGAAAACUGGCAGCAGAACUUGCCCAAUUUAACUCGGGAAACAUAUGAUGACUGCAUGAGACGAUUUGAUAAGCUUAUUGCUCUUGCUGAUUUAUGCUCUAAUUCUGUGAAAGACAUGAAGCAUUACCAUGACUUAAUUUCUAAAGUGCGGGAUGAAAACAACAACAUGCAAAAGAAGCAAGCACUUUGGGAGAAGCAAGUGGACAAUGUACAAAUAAAGCUGAAAGUUUUUGAAAAGAUGGUUGUUUCAGCUAAGACUGACUUGGCAAAUGGCUCUGAGUAUGGGCACGCAGUUAAUGUAAUCGAAAGACUUCUCAGGGAUUUCAUAGAGCAAACAGAUAUGCAUAAGAAAAAUAUUGAUGUUCUGGCUGAAGAGAAGGAAAGGGAAAAGAAGGAAGCAUUAGAAGAUUGUCAAGACACUUAUAUGCGUUUCCAUGAGGAUGCUAUGAAGGAACUGGAAAUGAAAAUGAGAAAGGAAUAUGAAAAUAUUUCCAACAUACUGAAGAAGGAAGUAGCUCGACUUGCUGAUGAACUCAGUAAUACUAAAAAGAUGUAUAUUAGUGUGUGCGAGGAAAAGAAAGAGUUAGAAGAUCAGUUGAACAUGAAGAAGGAUGAUAAUACAGAACCUUCAACAACACCAAUGAUGCAAUCAAACACAUAUCGCGUUUCCCCUCACGAUUCUGGGGUGGAUAUUAAUUCUUGUCAAAAAACUGCUGUGCCAUUGCAAUACACUAAGCAAAUACAGGAUCUUCAAGCAGAGAUUGCCAACUUGAAAGAAGCAUCAAAGAAAGAGAGUGAAAGGAUAGAUUUACUUAAAGAAAGUCUUCAAGUACAGUUUGAGCAGCGUUUGAAGGUGGAGACAGAGGCAGCACGACAGGAGGCUCUGAAAUCAUUGGACAUGUUACAGAAAAAGUGUUCUACUUUAGAGGAAUGUAACCAAAUCUUAAAAGAUAGCUGUACUAGCUUGGAGGAAGAACUGCAGAAUGUCAAGGAGACGAACAACAAUUCUGAGACUUGUUCCAAGGAGAUUGAAAACUGUCGGUAUAUACUGGAGAGGCAGCGCAAGCAGUUUGAGAAGAAGGAGGAAGAGCUUAGAACUCAGUACGAGAAAGAAAUUGGAGAUUUCAAGAAUCUUCUUGCAGCGACAAAGAGCAAAAAUCUGCAGGAGAGUGAAACAAUUGCUGAAUACAGAAAAAAACUUGGAGAAGGGACAAGAAGAUACAGUUGGUUAUGGAGGAAUUAG
Penaeus vannamei (Pacific white shrimp) is the source of this 3328-nucleotide messenger RNA. The record is from RefSeq and is a predicted model, not a curated record. Lineage: Eukaryota; Metazoa; Arthropoda; Malacostraca; Decapoda; Penaeidae.